AUGUUACAACAAGAAGAGAAGAAGAAGUCGAAGAAAUCAAAGAAGACAGAGGGUGAGUCUUCGGAAAAAGGGGUGAAAGCAGAACAAAAGAAUCAAGAGUUAAUAGUUAAAUCUAGAACUAUCGAAGAGGUGUCUCCUGUUUUAACUUCAGUGGUUGAUACACCAGUUAUCGAAGCCUCUCCAUCAAAAGAAACGAUUCCUUCGAAGACGGGGGUUUUUCGAAGAAUAAAAAUCAAGAGAAAAUCUCAAUUGGUGAAGAAAACACAGGUUACUCAUCAAGGGGUUACUGUUCGAGAAAUUCCAGCUCCGGUGUCUCCAUCUUCUAAGAAACGAAGGGCUGCAGAUAUGGCAAAAUUUAAAAAAAAAACCCAACGUAUAGAAGAAGUGGAACAAGUUCCUGAGACUCCUGAAGAUGAAAUUCCUAAAGAAGUAGAGACUCUUCAGUCUACUGAAAUUUCAAAGCGUGAUGAUAUAAAGCUCAUUGAAUCAACAUCUUUACCUCAGGAAAUGGAAAGCAGGAUGAUUUCGAAGGCAUCGGGGUUAAUACGUGAUUCUGAAAGCCGCAUUCUUGAGAAAACUGAUCAGAAUGAUAGUUCUACAAAGAAUAGAAUCAAUUCUCUGAGAUCUGAUUUUCUGAAGGAAGUGAAGGAUUUGAAGACUGUUACGAAGGAGCGUCAUGUGCUCUUCGUACAGGAAGUUAAGAAGUGUGUUCAGAUGUUCGAACAAGUCAAUCCUCAGAUGAUCUCUCUUUCAACCAUAGAAGAACAACAUUUUGGAGAAAUGAGAUUCUGGUUUGCCUUGAGGUUGAGAAUCGUUGAUUGUGCCAUCAGUUCAAUGUUUGAAGGAGUUUCAGAAGAAGCCGCAAUGGAUGCUCGGAGAAGAAGAUGA
Lactuca saligna is the source of this 888-nucleotide messenger RNA. The record is from the annotation of a GenBank genome assembly. Lineage: Eukaryota; Viridiplantae; Streptophyta; Magnoliopsida; Asterales; Asteraceae.